AGACUUUUCCUUGAGCACGUGUUGUUGAGUCUGUUGCUGUUUAUCUUUUCAUCAGUCACUUUUACAGUUAAAAAUUAGUUUUGCACUUUUCUAUUUUAAAAAAUCGUGAAAUGGGGAAGCUGGAUGUUUCUAUUCUUCGCUAUUUGACCAGGGAGGACUUCCGAGUCCUCACUGCGGUUGAAAUGGGUAUGAAAAAUCACGAGCUCGUCCCUUCGUCCCUGGUCGCAUCCAUUGCUGGUCUCCGCCAUGGUGGAGCUCAUAAAUUGAUGAGAGAACUCUGUAAACAUCGAUUACUACAGUAUGAACGUGGAAAAAAAUAUGACGGAUACAGAUUGACAAAUUCAGGAUACGAUUAUCUUGCUCUACAGACCUUCGUAGCUCGAGAUUCCAUUAGUGGAUUUGGAAAUCAAAUUGGGACAGGGAAAGAAUCCAACGUCUACACGGUCACGAAUGAAGAAGGCGAGACGUUAUGUUUGAAACUUCACCGUCUCGGAAGGAUUUGCUUCCGAAAUAUCAGAGAAAAAAGAGAUUAUCAUAAAAAUCGUCAUCGUGCCUCUUGGUUGUAUCUCUCGAGGAUUUCAGCAACAAAGGAGUUUGCAUAUAUGAAAGCAUUAGAGUCGAGAGGAUUUCCUGUACCUAAGCCAAUAGAUUUUAACCGUCAUUGCGUUAUUAUGCAACUUGUCGAGGGUACACCUCUCUGCCAAGUUUACAAACUUGACGAUCCUGAAGCGCUUUACGAAGAAAUGAUGAGCAUGCUGGUCAAUUUAGGGAAUCAUGGCGUUAUACACGGAGACUUUAAUGAGUUUAACAUUAUUUUGAGCGGUGAUGCUAAGCCAAAUCUGAUUGAUUUCCCUCAAAUGGUCUCAAUUUCACAUCCCAAUGCAAAAAUGUAUUUUGACCGAGAUGUUCAGUGUGUCCGAGAUUUCUUCAAGAGGCGUUUCACAUAUGAAUCUGAAUUAUUCCCUACCUUUGACGAUAUUGAUCGACAUGAUUCCUUGGAUGUUGAGGUUGCUGCAAGCGGUUUUACUAAAGAAAUGGAAGACAGAUUAGACCAAGUUUUGGAUGAAAAGGAGAGCGAUGGGGAAAGCGAAGAUGAAAACAACGACGUUAAACCCAUAGACGACCAUGAUGACAAAGAGCUCUUAGAACCAUCCAGUAAUAUUGACGAAAUCGGGAUUGAUUGUGCUGUUGCCGCUGAUAUAGAAGAAAUGCGAAGUCAGUUUGACACCGCUAUGGAAGAUCUCAAACUUGAUCAUGUCCCUUCAAAAUCGUAUCAAGACUGUAAUGCAAGCGUCAGUGGCUUCAGUUGUAUCAGCAGGUCAACCGCAGCCACCAUUGCUCCUGAAGUUAUUAAAGAGCGAUUAAAAAAGUCGUUUAAAAAAACCGACAAAAUCAACGCCAAUAAGAGAAUCCGUGCUAAGGGAGAAGCAAGCGCAACUACAAGACAGAGACGAGACAAUUCUGAUAAUAUUAGACAGUCAACAGGAAUAUGGGGUUGGCAAUGAGUAAAAUUGAGCUGCAUUUGUGAAUGUGGAAAUAAUUAUUAAAUAAAUAGAGUAUGAAUCACAUUUACAUACAUUUUCCUCGUAUUUAAUUUUUGCUGUGGAAUAACAUGUGACUAAUACAUAGUAAUAACUUAUACUUUCAUAAUUAACAAAAAACAAUGUUCAACCGGCCAUUAUUCCUAGAAAACCAGUAAACCGGUUUUGUUUCUGCAUGUCAUUUGAUCUAAUUAAUAACACAUAAUAUAGGAUGCACAUUAAAUAAAUAUCCAAUUAAAAUAUAA
Folsomia candida is the source of this 1786-nucleotide messenger RNA. It is a transcript of the gene RIOK2, whose product is annotated as serine/threonine-protein kinase RIO2. Bases 111 to 1505 code for a protein of 464 amino acids. Lineage: Eukaryota; Metazoa; Arthropoda; Collembola; Entomobryomorpha; Isotomidae. The record is from RefSeq and is a predicted model, not a curated record. Gene Ontology annotation, cellular component: cytosol; preribosome, small subunit precursor; nucleus. The transcript is spliced from 5 exons. Gene Ontology annotation, molecular function: protein serine/threonine kinase activity; ATP binding. Gene Ontology annotation, biological process: protein phosphorylation; maturation of SSU-rRNA.